AUGGAGACGGACCAUAUCGAUCAGCUGCUGGAGCGCUUUCUCAUCCUGCUGGAUGAAUAUACCAUUCUGCGAGAGCUCCUCAGCAAGACUCAGGCUGGCAUGUAUCAGAACAUCGCACGAGCCAACUUCUCCGCAGAGAGGGGCGUCAGAUACGGCCCGGACUACUACGACGAGCGCAUGCAGGCUUCGAGAAUCCUCUCCAUCUCUGCCGACAGCAAGGGUGUCCCUCGCUACGAGCUUGUCAAGCCUGCAGAAGAUGUAACGAACCCAGGGACCCAGGAGGCUCCAGUCGGCGAGCGGAAACCCGACGGCCAAGAUGAGGCUCCGGCUGACGAGGUCGAGCCAACUGAAAAAGCAAAGGACGCUACGAAGGCAACGGAGAAGAGCAACGACCCUAUUCGGUGGUUCGGCAUCCUCGCGCCGAUGCCUUUGCGUCAGGCGCAAACGUUGUCGGUCAAGGCCGUGCAGGACGUGAUUCCUCGUCUGGUCUCUGUCCAGGCUGAGAUGAAGCAUGUGGAAAUCGAGGUCAGGCGGGCACAAAAGAAGCGGGCCAAAGCUGAGGCUGCUCAGAAGAAGAUUGACGAAGCGGCGGCAAGUCGCGAGUCGCACGCCCCCAGGGCAGCAAUUGAUUCUACGUAA
Messenger RNA from Colletotrichum siamense, 639 nucleotides. RefSeq lists its product as uncharacterized. The transcript has a single exon. Bases 1 to 639 code for a protein of 212 amino acids. NCBI's taxonomy places the organism in Eukaryota, Fungi, Ascomycota, Sordariomycetes, Glomerellales, Glomerellaceae. Gene Ontology annotation, biological process: vacuolar proton-transporting V-type ATPase complex assembly. The record is from RefSeq and is a predicted model, not a curated record. Gene Ontology annotation, cellular component: Vma12-Vma22 assembly complex; extrinsic component of endoplasmic reticulum membrane.